Molecule: messenger RNA, 324 nt
Organism: Ilex paraguariensis (yerba mate)
Lineage: Eukaryota; Viridiplantae; Streptophyta; Magnoliopsida; Aquifoliales; Aquifoliaceae
Source: the annotation of a GenBank genome assembly
AUGGGGGUGGUUUUUGGUGAGGACGGAAUUGCAAGGGGUGGAAGAUAUGUUUCUAGAGGCUGGAUAGUUGUGUUGCUGCUUGAGCUGAUUUUUGGACAGCUUGAUGAAGGAGGAUUAGAGGAGGCCAUAACAGCAGGGAAUUGGAUGAUGCAAAUGUUGGAUAAGCCCAAGUUACUCAUUGCAAAAGGAGUAGUUGCUGCCUAUCGGACUAUCUGUUUCUGCAAUCAGUCUGGGCUGGUACUGUUCUUAUCUGCAUCUGAGAUUGAUGUUGUUAAUCUCAAGGAGUUACUAGCAGCUGGAAUUGAAGAGUGUGCAGUUGAUUAA